This is a messenger RNA of Aspergillus nidulans FGSC A4, 2007 nucleotides long. RefSeq names its product putative manganese ion homeostasis (Fr). Lineage: Eukaryota; Fungi; Ascomycota; Eurotiomycetes; Eurotiales; Aspergillaceae. The transcript is spliced from 2 exons. The coding region runs from base 1 to 2007 and encodes 668 amino acids. The record is from RefSeq and is a predicted model, not a curated record. Gene Ontology annotation, cellular component: membrane. Gene Ontology annotation, molecular function: hydrolase activity. Gene Ontology annotation, biological process: GPI anchor biosynthetic process.
AUGAGUUAUUCUUACCUACCUACGAGCACCCAUGCUUACGGUCCUGCUCGUCGAGAGAUUACCUCGUCCGGUAUUCUCCAAUCCAUACAUGAUGCGCUGCCGCACUGGGUUUCGCAAAGGAUGUCGUCGGUCGUCCACACGGCGUCGAAUCAGUUGGAAAAGUACAAGAGUCGGACUGAGCUGAAAGCGCUCACAUUGAGAAUAAUACGAACCCUCUUUACGGUCACAAAUGGACUGAUCAUUAUAUGGAUAUGGACGCUAUGGUGGGGAGAGCGGACCGUGUUCCGCGACAGUGUAGAUGCGUGCGCUUGGGACGCUUGGGAGAAAUGGCCGAGCAAUGCUAGACCUCAUCAUGUCGCCUUCAUUGCAGACCCGCAGCUCGUUGAUCCGCACACUUACCCCGACCGCCCGUGGCCUCUGUCUACCCUCACCAUCAAAUUUACAGACCAGUACAUGCGUCGCUCUUUCUCGUCAAUACAACACACGCUGGACCCGGACUCGGUGUUAUUCCUAGGUGACCUCUUUGAUGGCGGAAGGGAAUGGUCGACUUCCCGCAGCAGCAGCCCAGAAGAGCGUUGGAGACAAUACAACGAUGAUUUUUGGAAGAAGGAAUUCCAUCGCUUUGUUAAAAUCUUCCUUGGUCCGUGGAGUAGCCAGGAGACACAGUCUACGAACUCGCGAGGUCGGAGAUUGAUCGCCAGCUUGCCGGGCAAUCACGACCAGGGUUUCGGCUCGGGGGUCCAGCUACCAGUCCGCGAUCGCUUUCAGAACUUCUUUGGCAAGGGAAAUCGAGUGGACGUUAUAGGGAAUCAUACGUUCGUCUCUGUAGAUACUGUUUCGUUGAGUGCGAUGGACCAACCAGAUCCCCGUACUGGAAGUACGGGUGGUGGAAACGGAGAUGGCGACCGGCCAAACCAGGAGAUCUGGCAAGAGCCGGAAGAUUUUCUGAAUGCCAUGAAGGUACACCGCGGUCGCGCCGAGGCGGACGAACUGCGUUUCAUGGGGGAACCAAGAAAGGGUCGGCUGUUCAAGCAUGAAGUUUCCGAAGUCUCAAAGCCUUCGAUAUACCGAGAAGAUGACCCAGAGAUUAUCGGAUUUCCGGCUAUCCUUCUGUCGCACGUGCCGUUGUACCGCAAGCCAGCCACGCCUUGUGGACCACUCAGAGAGCGAUAUCCUCCCUCCGCAGAUGGCUUAGAAGAGGACGAGCAAAACGCGCUUAAGAUCAGUGGCGGAUAUCAGUAUCAGAAUGUCUUGACUAAGACAAUCUCUAACGACAUAGUGUCCAAGAUUGGGCCCAACCUAGUCCAGGUAUACUCUGGCGAUGACCAUGAUUACUGCGAGAUCUCCCACCGCGAGUUCAGCGGUUCGCCGAAAGAGAUCACUGUUAAGAGUAUAUCGUGGGCAAUGGGGGUCCGGAAACCAGGCUUUGUCCUGACAAGUCUCUGGAAUCCUAUCGACCCUACCACCGGGACCUCCAUCGAGUCUUCCAGCCCUGGAAGCACCAUCCAAAACCACCUCUGCCUCCUCCCCGACCAACUUUCCAUCUUCAUCUACUACGGCGUCAUCCUAGCAUUCACCCUUACCGUUCUUCUCGUGCGAGCCGUCAUCCUCGCUCUCCGCCGCACCGAAUCUACAACCCCGGAACCUAUCCUUCCGCUCACCGAAAACCCCGUAAUCCGCACCCGCAGCCGAGCUGUUUCGCAUACAUCCUCUUCGAGCAUCCCAAACACCGCCUUCAUCAAACCAGGCGGGCUAGCUAGCCGCGCGACGAAUAAUUACAAUCCCCGCUAUUCCCCGCCACACUCGUAUAAUGACCCCUCGGCCUACCCCAGCUCUGACUACAUUGGGGAAACCGAUACAUCGAAAUGGAAGCCGAGCCACGCGGAUCGCGCGCGGCGCGGAAGUGAGACGCUUUUUGGACGGGCGUGGACAGAGUUCACCCGCUCGGUCGAGAACGUUGCUAGGGUUGCGCUGGCGUGGUAUUUCUUUUUGAUUUGGAUGUGGUGA